Molecule: messenger RNA, 4467 nt
Organism: Capronia coronata CBS 617.96
Lineage: Eukaryota; Fungi; Ascomycota; Eurotiomycetes; Chaetothyriales; Herpotrichiellaceae
Exons: 5
Coding region: 1-4467 (1488 amino acids)
Molecular function (GO): lipid binding
Source: RefSeq, a predicted model, not a curated record
AUGAGCUCCGGGUUUAAAAACGAGCUCAAGGCACAAGGUGCCAUUGAAGCUGCUCAAGACCCCAAUAAUGCUGUCACCGCUGAGGACGCACAAAGAGUCAUCGUAGACGAGAGCAGAAAAGCGGGCUCGACGGCGCUGCACUUCGAUCCCGAUGCGUCGCCUGAGGAGAAGGCCGCGCAAGCCAGGCCGCGGGUCAACGAUACCGGUCGUCCUCCCAAAGGCGUUGGAAUUGCUACAGAUAUUGACGACGGUAAACCGGAUCAAUACGACCUCCCUACUCCCGAACCGUUGGCUGUAGCGGAGUCGAACAGGGCGUCCGGCGAUGCAUCUGGGGCUACAAAUGGGGCACCCCCUGAAGAAGAAGAAGACUGGACAAAGGUGGGUUGGACUCCACGGUUCGGGAGUGGCGAGACCCAAGAUGAUCAAGACGGUGGAAAUCUCCUCGAUCACCAAACUUUCCUGGAAGGAGCACUGGACGAGAAGUUCUACGGCGAUUGGUACCACAACGCUGCCGUGAUAAUAUUCGCUUGUCUUUCAUCAUGGCUCGUUGCCGUCCUCGGCGGUGGUCUAGGAUGGGUCUUUAUCAUCAUGGCCACGUGCGGGACAUACUACCGGACCUCUGUCAGGCGUGUACGACGCAACUUCAGAGACGACAUCACUCGAGAGCUUGCAAAGGCCCGCCUGGAGACCGACAACGAAAGCCUGGAAUGGAUGAACAGCUUUCUGGUAAAGUUCUGGCCGAUUUAUGCACCUCAACUAGCAAAGGGCAUCAUACAGUCUGUCGACCAGGUUCUCAGCACCUCGACCCCAGCAUUCUUGGACAGCAUGCGAAUGGAGACGUUCAUUCUAGGCACCAAGCCUCCACGGAUGGAACAUGUCAAGACUUAUCCCAAGUCGGAGGAUGACAUUGUCAUGAUGGACUGGAAAUUCAGCUUCACGCCGACCGACACCAUGGAUAUGACGAUGCGGCAGCUCAAAACCAAGAUCAACCCGAAGGUGGUGCUGGAAAUCCGUAUCGGCAAAGGUGUUGUCAGCAAAGCCAUGAAAGUCAUUGUUGAAGAUUUCGAGUUUUCGGGUCUGAUGCGAGUGCGCAUAAAACUGCAGAUUCCAUUUCCUCACAUCGACAGAGUCGACGUAUGCUUCCUCGAGCGCCCAACCAUUGACUAUGUCUGCAAACCAAUUGGCGGAGAGACAUUUGGGUUCGACAUCAAUUUCAUCCCUGGGCUGGAAACAUUCAUCAAAGAACAGAUCCAUGGAAACCUGGCCCCGAUUAUGUACGCGCCAAACGUGUUCCCGAUCGAGGUCGCCAAGAUGCUGUCCGGCAAUCCAGUUGACCUGGCAAUAGGCGUUGUGGCCGUCACUAUAUACAACGCCCACGGUCUGAGAAAUCCAGAUAAAUUCUCUGGAACGCCUGAUCCUUAUGUCGUCGUCUCCCUGAACGGCUCAAAGGAGCUUGCCCGCACCAAAACGAUCCAUGAAGACCACAACCCACGCUGGAAUGAGACACUGUACAUUAUCAUCACAAAUUUCACAGACGCUCUUACUUUGGAAGUCUAUGACUACAACGAUGUCCGCAAAGACAAGCAUCUCGGCACCGCUACGUUUGCGUUGGAUCAAUUCGAAACCGCUCCAGAUCACGAGGGCUUGUCACUUGAUGUUCUCGCAAACGGCAAGUCUCGUGGGAUCGUCCAAACGGACUUGCGUUUCUUUCCUGUUUGGCAACCUCAUAAGCUUCCAACGGGUGAAAUCACUCCUCCUCCAGAAUCCAAUACUGGGAUCGCUCGGAUCACUGUCGAACAAGCCAAGGAUCUUGAUGGCAGCAAGAGCUUGGUUGGAGCUUUUGAUCCGUACGCCGUGCUGUUGCUGAACGGCAAAGAAAUCCACACUACCAACAAACUCAAGCACACCAACAAUCCUGUCUUCUCGGACAGUACAAAGUCGGUCCUCAUUACCGACCGGAAGAAGGCAAGGAUUGGAUUGGUUAUCAAGGACAGUCGAGGUCUGUCCAGUGAUCCAAUUAUAGGCAGUUACCAGAUCAAAUUCGAUGAUUUACUCAAACUGGUCGACAAGGGCCAGGAAUGGUAUAAUCUCCACGGAACAAAGAGUGGCAAGAUCAAGUUGAUGCUGGACUGGAAACCGGUCGAACUGAAGGGUGUUACCGGGUCUGGAGGUUACGUUACUCCAAUUGGAGUUAUGCGAAUCCAUGUCAAAAGCGCACAGAACUUACGAAACUUCGAGACGCUCGGCAAGUCGGACCCAUACGCACAAGUGUUGCUGUCUGGCAUUCCCAAGGGCCGCACAGUCACGUUUCAGAACCAGCUUAAUCCCGAGUGGGAUGAAGUCAUUUAUGUCCCAAUGCACUCGUCAUCUGAACGGCUGGUUUUGGAAGUUAUGGAUGAAGAAAAGCUUGGGAAAGAUCGUUCCUUGGGCCUCGUCCACAUUGUGGCCGCAGACUACAUCAGAGAAAGCGAUGAAGGUGGGUAUGAAGUUAACGAUGUGAAGACGCCCCUUUCUGAGGGCUUGCGCAUGGGCGGAAUUGGCGAAUCCAAAGGUACGAUCAACUACACCGUCUCUUUCUAUCCCACGUACAACGUCGUGGACCCGGAGGACGAAGAGGACGAACGCAAAGCGCAAGCUGCCAUUGAUGCUGCUGGCACACCAGUCGCGACACCUGCCCACAGCAAGGCGCCGUCACUGGAGGCCAAACCCUCCGUCGAUAUUCCGCGGCCAAGCCCAGAUCUCCGACAGAGUCUCGAAACGGCUGGUAAGAUUGGUCAGCCUAAUGGCGCUUCAUCUAUCACCACCAGCUCAGUCAUUUCAACGCCGCCCAAGCAGGCACCCAAGAUCAGAUUAACCCCGGAGAACCUCAAUCAAUAUGAAUCCGGACUCCUCGUAUUCAAUUUGGUCGAGGGACAUUUCUCGACCACCGAUGUUCACCUUGAGGUGCUGAUGGAUGACCAUGCUUUCCCUGCGUAUAGCUCGGCCAAAAUCAGACAGCGGGAUCAUCAUUUUGGUGAGACUGCUGAUGCUAUGGUGCGCGAGAUCGACAUGUCCCGAAUUACCAUGCGGCUGGUGGAGAAGGCCGACAAGACUGGGAAGCAGGACGAGGAUGAUAUCGUUGCCAGGCUGACUGGUUCAACACUCACUACGCUACAGCAAUGCCUGUACAAGCCUACUGAGCUCACCCUCCGAAGCAACAAUGGGGCCAUCAACAAGGUGACCGUUAUCCUGAAAUAUUUACCCGUCAAAAUGCAGCUUGACCCCAGUGAAAGCAUCAACAACAUGGGUAUGCUUCGAGUCGAUGUGCUUGAUGCGGCAGAUCUUCCCUCGGCCGACCGUAAUGGAUACAGUGAUCCCUACUGCAGGUUCAGACUGAAUGGUAAAGAGGUGUACAAGACGAAGACACAGAAAAAGACGUUGCACCCGGCUUGGAACGAAUUCUUCGAAGUGGCAAUUUCUUCCAGAACAGGAGCCGAAUUCAAAGUCGACGUGUACGACUGGGACUUUAGUGACAAGGCCGACCAUCUGGGUUCUGCAGCAAUCGAUCUGCGGGGCCUGGAGCCGUUCAAGCCCCAGGAGCUACGAAUCAAAUUGGAUGGCAAAUCGGGUGCCAUUCGACUGAGGCUGUUGUUCAAGCCUGACUACGUUACCAGGACUCGACAAGGCACUUCAACCUUUUCUGGUACAUUCGCUCCAGCAGGCAAGGUGAUUGGCGCUCCCGUCAAAGGUGUCGGUAAAGUAGGGGGCGGAGUUGUGAAAGGCGCAUCCUUCAUCAAACGCGGUCUGAUCGGACGUGGAAGCAAGGAAGAAGCCCCAUCAAGUGUCAAUGGAGCUGUGGCGACGGCGGAGGGUAUUGUUACCCCAAAUACUACACCGGCCAAAUCACAUCCUUAUCUGGACGGGUCCGCCUCUCCCGCGACACCAAAUGAACUCACGCAUACCCGUACCAAGAGCAGUUACUCGUCGGUGACCAAUACACCCCGAGGUGGAGAGACGGGAAUAGCAAGUUUCAUCAUCGUGUCAGCCAGUGGCUAUCCCCCUGGAGCCGAUGUCCGAGUCCAUGUUAAGAUGCUGGGUUCCCGAGGAGCAAAAGAAUUGUACAAGACCAAGGCGAUUAAAUCGAGUUCAGGGACUGUGGAAUACGACCCGAGUCACGAGAACUUCAAGGUGGCCUGUUCCGCCGAUACACAAUUUCAAAUUGUGGUCAAGGACCACGACACUUUCCGAUCCAGGGACUUGGGCGAAGGUCUUUUCUUCGUGUCCGACCAAGGCGGCGGGUCCGAGCAAAUCGUCAAAGCUGGACAAGGCAGUGUGACGAUUCGGAGCAACUUUACACCUAACGACACUGGAGUCUCCGACGGUCUCAAGCCUGCCAUCAGUAGGCAAGAUAGCCCGGAUUCGAGGCGGGAGGGACGACGGAGCUUCUUUGGACGGAGGGAGGUGAGCGGUAAGCAGGAUACUUCGUGA